Messenger RNA from Chlamydomonas reinhardtii, 3633 nucleotides. RefSeq lists its product as uncharacterized. Gene Ontology annotation, biological process: peptidyl-L-cysteine S-palmitoylation; protein targeting to membrane. The transcript is spliced from 8 exons. Lineage: Eukaryota; Viridiplantae; Chlorophyta; Chlorophyceae; Chlamydomonadales; Chlamydomonadaceae. Gene Ontology annotation, cellular component: endoplasmic reticulum; Golgi apparatus. Bases 410 to 2290 code for a protein of 626 amino acids. Gene Ontology annotation, molecular function: protein-cysteine S-palmitoyltransferase activity. The record is from RefSeq and is a predicted model, not a curated record.
GAGGAGGGUGACACAAGCCGGGGAUUGUGUUUGUGCGCCUUGUCUGUCAAAGUCCAGUCGUCGCGGACACUAGCUAUAAUAUGAAUGUACACUGUGCUAUCAUGGCAAACCGACGAUGAACCCGCACGAACCGCAAGUUGAAUGCACCAAAGAAGCGUAUUGGGGUACACGAAGUUCGUCCACAGCAUCAUCAGUUAACGUAGCACUUGUAGUCCAACCUGAAGAAAAUAUCUUGGCGCUAGGUGUGCGCCCCUCGAGCCUGGAGCGGGAGCCAGAGCUUAAGCCACAGGAGUCGCUGCAAGCGCAACCGCAGCAGUGCCUCCCAAAGGCCCGCGGCUGCUUUUGCAAAACGGAGACCCUGCACGACGACUGAGGCGUUACUUGCUGGCGCGGCUGGCCUCAAAAGAGCAUGGCCAGCCUAAACGUUGAGGACCCGGCGCCGCCUGUGCACCCUUGUAAACGACGGUUGCGCAUAUAUGAGGAGUGGCAGGGCAAUGAGAGAUUCUUCUGCUGGGGCUACCUGGUGGCGGGGCCGAACUGGAAGGCGAGCAUUGGUACUGCUAUGCUGAUUUCGGCUCCAGCUGGCAUCUUCCUGGCAUUUGUGGCGCCAUAUAUGGGCCUGCAUGUGCACAUAAUCAUUCUGGUGAUCAGCUGCAUCCUGCCGGUGCUGGCGGUCCUCUUCCUCAUGCUCACGGCCUGCCGGGACCCGGGCAUCAUCCCGCGGCAGGACCCGGACCCCGAGUACCUGAACGGCCAAAAGCCCAGGACCAAGGAGGUGUACGUGAACAACCAGCGCGUGGUGAUCCGCUACAACGACACCUGCCAUUUUUACCAGCCGCCUCGCGCGCACCACUGCUCCGUCAACGACAACUGCAUCGAGCGCUUCGACCACCACUGCCCCUGGGUGGGCACCACCAUUGGCCUGCGCAACUACCGCACCUUCCUGCUGUUCGUGUACACGAGCUCGGUGCUGUGCCUGUACGUGUUCGGCGUGUGUGUGGCCAUGCUGUUCGUCAAGCACGACCAGCUGGUGGGCGAGGCGGCAGACGCGGGCCAGUCCACGGACGGGCUGUGGGGCAAGGCCAUCGGGAAGUGCAUCCCGGCGCUGGUGCUGAUGGGCUACACGUUCCUGUUCUUCUGGUUCGUGGGCGGGCUGUCCGUGUUCCACGCAUACCUGGUGGCAACCAACCAGACCACAUACGAGAACUUCAGGUACAACCACGACAGCCGGCCCAACCCCUACGACCGCGGCGUGCUGCUCAACUGCGCCGAGGUGUGGUGCAGCCCCGUGCCGCCUCCCAAGGUGCCGUUCAGGGCCUACGUGGACGAGUUCAAGCCGCCCACCGGCCAGCCCUACUCGCGCUACCUCAACGGCACCGGCAACGCGCCAGCCAGCACCGACAGCAACGGCGCCGCGGCGGGGGCAGCGGGGACGGCGGUGGCGGCGGGGGCAGGAGCGGGGCUGGCGGCGGGUGGCGGCGGCGGGUACGAGGAUGGGUACGGCGGUGGCAAUCCGUACGCGGCCCACCAAUACGGCGGCGCGGGGCAGCCGUACAACCCACCGCAGCUGGCGGCUUUCGCCGCGGGGGCUGCUGGUGCGGGCGGUCUAGGCGGCGGGUACGACGGUGAUGGGUACGGGGGCGCGGGUGGCAGCGGCGGCGGCGGCACUGGCUACGACCCGGCAGCGCUGCAUGCGCCGUCAGGCGCGGCUCACCAGUACUCCUACCACCAGCAGUUCCAACAGCAGGCGUCGCUAUCGCAACAGCAGGCUGCGGCUGCGGCUGGGGCAUACCACGGUGGCGGCUCGGGUAGCUACCACUACCAGCAGCAGCAGGAACAGUUGAUUCUGCAGCAGCAACAGCAGCUGCAGCAGCAGCAGCAGAUGGGGUCGAUGCUGCGCGGGGCUGGCGGCGCGGGCCCUGCGAACGGAGGCGACGAUGACGUGCACAGCGACGCGGGUGCGGGAUGGGCCUCAGGCAGCCAACCGCCCGCACAAAUGAAGGGCCACCACACCUUCACCUCACCCGGAAGUCCACACGGCUACGGGCACAUGCACGGGCAAGCGGGGGUUGGCGGCGGCGGCGGCGGUGCGGCGGCUGCCCACGCGGCGGCGCACCAUCAUGCGGAUCCCGGCCAGAUCCAGUACUACGACGAUGAGGGGGAGUAUGACGAUGGAGAUUUUGAUGAUGGGCCGUACGACGACGAGGGCGAGCAGCAGGUGGCGGGCGGGCAACGCGGCGUCGGCAGUGGGGCGGUGCGCCCAGAGCACGUGCGCCCCCAUGUAGCGUAAGUGGGUUCGGUGCAAUGGCAGCGGUGACUUGGCAGCGUGGAGCUUGUACGUAGUUCCUGGCAGGUAUGCGGUCCAUGCAGGGGGCUGGGGAAGGGAUGGGGAGUCGGAAGGUAUUGCGCUGCACGUUCAAUUUUACACUGCAUAGCUAUGAGUUGAUUGCAUUUGCUCGGGAUGCGGAGGUUGGUGCUAAUGGGGGCCUGCCAUCAGGGUGGGUGCUGGCACUUCUUAGCAGCGACCAAGAAUUGUUUUAGCUGAAUACGGCUUGUAGCUGCACUUGCAAUGCGGAGGAGGUUUGGGGCGGUGAUGGAAUGUGCGGUACUGGAAUCUUGGCAUGCAGUGUGGCAUGGAGCGAAGGGAAGACCCUGCAGAAUGCAGGCGUGCGAAACAAGUGCAGUGGCGGGCGCUGCUUGUGGCUACAACUGGGCUGCGCUUGUGGCUACAAGAAAGCGACAAUGUGACUGGGCAAGACAUGGCUGCGGAGGUCAGGCUGGCUGUGGGUGCUGAGCAUUGUUUCGUCACAGCUCUGCAAUGUGGGAUCGCUUUGGAGUUCGGACCGUUCAAUGUUGCCCGUAUGGCCUCGACUUGUCUCGACUCAGCGCUGCGCGGCUGCGCCACACAUCCUUUGACUACGCAAGUGCGUGUAGGCGUAGCGGUGCCACGUGGUGCCGACUCUAGCGAGCUAGGACCGGGCAUGGUCGGCAAGCUAGGACCGGGCACUGUCCUGUAUGACCCGUGCCUCCAGCCAGCACGGUACCGUAAUUCCUGCUGCAGUCGGGUAUAUGUAUUUAUUAUCAUGCAUUUCGGACAUCCGCUCUCCAACACCGAAAGGUUUUCGGAGGUCGUGAGUUCGAUCCAACGCGCCGGCUGGAGUCACGUCCAGUUGUCACCCAUGUGGGGGCCAAGCGGAUGAAGGAACAUAUGGCUCUCCGGUCGUGAACGCUUCCGUCGAUAGCGUGUCCUCUUCGAGUCCACAGUCGGCAAGGUCGCUGCCCUGAUGGGUGGCUGACCUGGUUGAUGAUUAGUCCCGCACCGCGUGAGGCAGGAAACUGAGCAGCGAAAAGGGACAGCUGCGGACGGCGAAAGGAUCGCAUGCUUGAGGAGGUGCCACGACCACCCGGGGGGUCCUCUGUGGGACCAACUACCGUUUUGGAAUGUAUUUCCACGCAUGCUUUCAAUAUAGCUUCAUGGCCAACAUAGCUUCACAGCCAACACUUGCCGGCUUACCCCUAUCAAAUGCACAACACCAUCACGCCACUUUUAAACAAUCUCCCAGCUACACCCACGCUCGAGGCGCUGUGCGCUUAGCUAUGCCGUGAUCGUGCAUUCUGUAAAUGUUGCUUUUG